AGGCGGGAGGGGCCGGGCUGCCAAGGGCGGUGGCCGGGGCUGGGCCAGGCUCAGAGAGCCCCAGAGUCUGAUCCUUGCUGCGCUCCGCGCCUCUGCUGCAGCCAUGUCGAAGAUCCCCGUGUCCCCGACGGAAACAGAGCGUUGCAUUGAGUCCCUGCUGGCCGUCUUCCAGCGCUACGCCGGGCGCGAAGGCGACAACUGCACGCUCUCCAAGAGGGAGUUCCUCAGUUUCAUGAAUGCUGAGCUGGCUUCCUUCACAAAGAACCAGAAGGACCCAGGAGUCCUGGACCGGAUGAUGAAGAAGCUCGACUUGAAUUGUGACGGGCAGCUGGACUUUCAGGAGUUCCUGAACCUCAUUGGGGGCAUCGCGCAGGCUUGCCACGUUGCACUGUGCGUGCAGGCUCCCCCAGGUCACCCCCAGGCCAAGAAACUGUGACCCCUCCCAACCCACUCC
Chelonoidis abingdonii (Abingdon island giant tortoise) is the source of this 454-nucleotide messenger RNA. Its product is annotated as protein S100-A11-like. The record is from RefSeq and is a predicted model, not a curated record. NCBI's taxonomy places the organism in Eukaryota, Metazoa, Chordata, Testudines, Testudinidae. Gene Ontology annotation, molecular function: calcium-dependent protein binding; S100 protein binding; calcium ion binding. Gene Ontology annotation, cellular component: cytoplasm. Gene Ontology annotation, biological process: regulation of cell population proliferation.